AUGUUUCAGGCCGUGGAGUCCUUCGAUCUCGACUGCAUCAGCAAGCAGCAGCCUCUACAGCGGUACGAAUCCGAAGAGGAAGACAUUUCCGAGUCCGAAGCAGGGGGCCAGGACCAUUCAUUCUCACCUGUCGACUUCCAUCGUUCCGACUCGGAUCUAAGUGCCGACGACAUGUCUAAUGUCGACGAGCCGGACAACUUUCCUCAACUUGUAUCAUUAUGCCAGCCAGUCGACAAGGACUCGAGGCCUGUGUCGAUGGCCACCAUCAAGCGUGCUAGCGAUGCUACGUUUGUCGCGGGGUCAUACAUCUACGAUGCUGAGGACGAUAUGAUCAUUGAGCUUCCAUCUCCUGACACCCCUUCACAACUUCCAUCAUCAGCUUUUCUGCAACCUACUGUCUAUAACCCUCUUGAAUCAAAACGAUCCUCAGCCCGUCUCUCUUUCCGGUCACCGUCUCCCGCCUCGUGUCUUUCUGAUGAUGAGUCCGAUGUACUCGUGGCCGAGCAGGUCAAGUACGUUGAGCCAGUAACUAGACCUAACCUAAUCGUGAUCAGUCCUACCUCGACACAAACGCCAUCCUCUUCUACCGAUGAAACACCGUCUGCAGGCAGCGGGAAGUUGUGCCCAAGCAGCACAAGCUCAUCUAUCCAAAGGGAACAGACCGACAUGGUUUCUUCGCUCCGCCAGCCAGCUGAGCCACUGACGACAAAUCGAACAGCGUCGAACAAGCGCAAUGCGCUCUAUGAUCACAGCGGAGAUGUGCAACCCGCACAGAAGCCAAAUAAUUCGGAACCGAUUUUCCCAGGGCAAUCAUUAGAGCGGACGAAUACGAGUGCAACUGUCAAUUGCCUACCCGUUCCAACACUGCCUCAUCCAGCAUCACGAUCGCAGUCUAUAUCAACCCCGCGCCCUCGAACCUCGAUAUCCGACAGAGUGGCCAGUCAUGUACGACUUCCUAGCAAGUCUCUCGGGAGACCGCCAUCACUACGAAGCGUGAGCAGUUUUUCUGCUCCAUUCUGGCAACGACCAUUCUCACCUCGCUUUGAAGACGCUCACUCCAGAUCGUUGUCAUACUCCCACAGUGUUUACAACUCUGAUGUGACAUCAUCGCGGGCCACGCGACCAUAUUCCGGAACCCCCAGCCAUGCACCGUACUCAGCAUUUAGCAGAGGCCGAUCCGAGUCGACAUACAACUUGUCUAGUGCAGCCUGUGACACCCCUCUACCGAUACGGCACCAGACGGUCAAGCACUCCGCCGCUCCGAGUAUCUGGUCAAUCAACAGCUUCAGCUUCAAGAGAAAGCUCGGUCGGACAAAGACCUUCAGACGGACCAAGCAACAGCAAACAGGGAGCGCAGAGAAGCCUCCCGGGAAGAGCUUCUUGGGGCUCCGGCUAGGCGGUAAACGGAAGUCUACCGUGAAAGAUGCACACUUUUGA
Messenger RNA from Aspergillus chevalieri, 1437 nucleotides. RefSeq lists its product as uncharacterized. The coding region runs from base 1 to 1437 and encodes 478 amino acids. The transcript has 2 exons. Lineage: Eukaryota; Fungi; Ascomycota; Eurotiomycetes; Eurotiales; Aspergillaceae. The record is from RefSeq and is a predicted model, not a curated record.